Uloborus diversus is the source of this 1230-nucleotide messenger RNA. RefSeq names its product ubiquitin carboxyl-terminal hydrolase isozyme L3-like. Gene Ontology annotation, biological process: protein deubiquitination; ubiquitin-dependent protein catabolic process. Lineage: Eukaryota; Metazoa; Arthropoda; Arachnida; Araneae; Uloboridae. The transcript has 10 exons. The coding region runs from base 42 to 869 and encodes 275 amino acids. Gene Ontology annotation, molecular function: cysteine-type deubiquitinase activity. The record is from RefSeq and is a predicted model, not a curated record. Gene Ontology annotation, cellular component: cytoplasm.
UUCGAAUUCGUGGCGAUCUCUCGUGCGACCGAGUUGCGGCGAUGGCGUCCCCUAGCGAUGAGUCGGAGCGGAAAUGGAAGAGGGCUUUCUCCCAGAUCCGAGGCAGCCAGUUGCUCGGGAGUGUCGACCAAGAAACCAUGGCCGGAGAAAAGAGAUGGCUUCCCCUCGAGUCCAAUCCCGAAGUUAUGAACAAGUUCCUCUCCCACGUGGGGGUGCCAGAAGACUUCUCAAUGGUUGACGUCAUCGACCUGGACGACGAGCACCUUGAGAAGAUGCCCAAGAAAGUUUUAGCAGUCUUGCUUCUCUUCCCCACUGGUGAACAGCACGAACAGCACUGCGCUAGCGAGCAAGAAACUAUCGACUCGGAUGGCCAAGUGGUGAGCGACCGUGUGUACUUCAUCAAGUUGGAUGCCGAUAAUGCCAGCGGCACUGUCGCCUUGGUGCACGCCGUCGCCAACGCGGAGGAGGAGCUACAGCCGGCUGAUGAUUCUCCAUUGAAGGAAUUCAUCGACAGAACGAAAGAUAUGUCCCCGGAAGAAAGAGGACAGGAACUCGAAAUGGACGAGACUCUGUGUUGUGUCCACGAGACAAUGGCAAAGGAAGGCCAAACAGAAGCCCCAGAGGGUGAUGAAGAAACGAAGCUUCAUUUUAUAACAUUCGUUGCUUUAGAUGAACAACUCUAUGAAUUAGAUGCCCAUAAAAAUUAUCCUAUUAAUCAUGGCUCAACCAGUAUGGACACACUAUUGAAAGACGCCGUUGCUGUAUGUAAGGCUUUCAUGGAGCGUGAUCCAGACAACCUAAACUUUUCCAUCAUGGCCUUGGUGUCCGGACCGGCGCCCGACACUGAAGAGGAAGAAGUGGAGGAAUGAUUGCACCGGCACCACUCGUUCCACUGACGUCAAGACUGCACUGCGAAACAUGAAGCUUAGAUAUUUUUUCAAGAUGCUUACAUCCAGAUAAAGAAACAAACACUUCGUGAUCCCCUUAGAGGGGAACCAAUCUAAUUUCCUGCCAAUGCUGUGCCUCUUGGAGAUACUCUCAAACGGGAGCCGCUGUUCAUUUUCCUUCUUUCCUGUAGAGCGCCUAUUUUGAUUCCGUUCGUUUAUUCCCCCUUCUCUCCUCCUCGUGAAGAGUAAUUUAUUUUCAUUCACUUGUGCUGGUUGUACUGCAGAGACUUUGUAUGAUGUCAACACAAGAUUUCAGCAUGUUAAAUAAAAAUUUAAUUCUGGU